Molecule: messenger RNA, 621 nt
Organism: Zootoca vivipara (common lizard)
Lineage: Eukaryota; Metazoa; Chordata; Lepidosauria; Squamata; Lacertidae
Product: resistin-like beta
Cellular component (GO): extracellular region
Molecular function (GO): hormone activity
Source: RefSeq, a predicted model, not a curated record
AAGGGGGUAUUCUAGGGGGUGUCCCUACUGUGGACAGGUUGUAUAUGUGCACCUUUGGGGCAGAGGAGUAAAAUGUAUUGAAAGGUGACACCAGUCAGGUGGGAGUGUUUGCGAAACUGUACUUAAAGCGGGGGUAGUUUGGUUGGUGAAUAAAACUUCUGGAAAGGAAAUUGUGCUUUUGAAGGAAAUUCUCCACCAGCAUGAUGAAAUGCACCAUAUUCCUGAUCUUUGCUGUGUUGAUUCCUGCAAAAUAUGCAAGUCCUCAGUCAUGUGUUAUCGAUACUCUGAUUAAUGGGAAGAUCCAGGCAGCAAUUGAUUCCAAAGUGCACUCAAUUCUGGCAAAGAGACAGCUGACUUGCACAACCGCAUUUUCUCGUGGUGCUAAUGCCCACUGCCCUUCAGGGUACCUGGCCACUGGAUGUGCCUGUGGAAUGGGUUGUGGUUCCUGGGAUAUUCGUGGUGAUGCUGCCUGUCACUGCCAGUGUGCCAGAAUUGACUGGACUUCUGCCCGUUGCUGCAAAGUGGCCAUUGUUGGCUAAUGGCGCCUCAUUUGCUUGUUGGUUGCAGCUUCUAUGCUCAAUAAACUCACUUCUAUGAUUUUAUGAACAUUCUUGUGCAAUA